Desarmillaria tabescens is the source of this 225-nucleotide messenger RNA. RefSeq lists its product as uncharacterized. Lineage: Eukaryota; Fungi; Basidiomycota; Agaricomycetes; Agaricales; Physalacriaceae. Gene Ontology annotation, biological process: vacuole fusion, non-autophagic. The coding region runs from base 1 to 225 and encodes 74 amino acids. The record is from RefSeq and is a predicted model, not a curated record. The transcript has 5 exons. Gene Ontology annotation, molecular function: endopeptidase inhibitor activity.
AUGGCAUCCAAGUACAUCGUCAUGUUCAAGGACAAUGUCUCUGAAGACCAGAUCAAAGAGUACGCUGCACAGGUGAACAGCGGGGGUGGAGAAGUAACCCAAAUCUAUGGCCUCAUACCCGGCUUUGCCGCAAAGAUCACGGAUGACCAGUUGCAACAAUUCCAGUCCCUUCAAGGCGACAUCGUCGCGUCCAUCGAACCUGACCAGAUUGUCACUACCCAGUAA